AUGUCGCUCAAGAUACAAAUACCAGUCAACCUUUUACUUCUUCUUGGAGGAUAUCCUCGCGAGUAUAAGAAAAGUGCAUCUGCAUGGAAAUAUCCGACAAGGGGCGUUACAUACACCACAUCACAGCAAUUUCCAGCAGGGGAGAGCGAUAAAAGUAAUGACAUGCCUAAGUCAAGGAAAGGGAAAAAAGAAAAUGGAAGAAAAUUGUGGGAGAAAGGAAGCAUGGAGGAAGCAGUGGCAACAGUUAGGGAUGGUAGAAUGGGGUAUUUAAAAGCAGCAAAACAAUUUAAUGUGCCACGAAGCACCCUUUUCCGGUUAUGUAAACAACACGGAGAGCCAGCUCCGGUGUGUGACACACGGUUAGGACGAAAACCAGUCCUCUCAAUCGAGUUAGAAAAUGAACUUGCAGAUUAUUUGCUUGAUAUGGACAAUCGUUUCUUUGGGUUGACAAGAACAGAUGUUCGCAGAAUGGCAUACCAACUUGCAGUUGCGAAUGGCAUCGAGCACAGAUUUUCUGAACACCUCGGGCAAGCAGGGAGGAAAUGGUUAAAGGCAUUUUUGAAAAGACAUUCAAACUUAACACUCAAAAAACCUACCGGGACAUCAUUCGCCAGAGUAGCAGGAUUCAACAAAGCAAAUGUUAAUGCAUUUUUCGAUCUUCUGGAAGCCGAAAUGGAGAAAGUCCAUUAUCCUGCAGAUAGGGUAUUCAAUGUUGACGAGACGGGUUUGACGGUGGUACAAUCAAGGUGCAGCGAAGUAAUUUCUUUAAAGGGUAAGCGACAAGUGGGAGCGCUAACAUCCGCUGAACGUGGUUCAUUAGUGACGGUUAUCAUGUGCAUGAAUACUGCUGGUACAUUUAUACCACCAAUGAUAAUAUAUCCCAGAAAAAAUAUGAAUGUUCAGCUUCAAAAAGGAGCACCUCCAGGCUCUCUAUUCGCAUGCCAUCCAUCCGGAUGGAUCCAAACACAUUUGUUCACAGAAUGGUUUCACCACUUUCUUACUAAAGUGAAACCAUCAAGGGAUGAACCGGCUCGUCUAAUUUUAGAUGGGCAUAACACACACACUCGAAAUUUAGAGUUCUUGCGCUUAGCAAAACAGAAUGGGGUAACCAUAAUAUGUCUGCCUCCUCAUACCACCCAUAAACUGCAGCCAUUAGACAAAAGUGUUAUGGGUGCACUCAAGGCCCAUUACAAUGAGGAGGUUCGUGUAUUCAUGCGAACCUAUAAACGUCCCAUCACACAGUAUGAUAUCACAGAAAUCUUCAGCAGGGCCUAUCUUAAGAUACAGUGUGGUUCCAAUGCUGUUAAAGGAUUCGAGACGACAGGGCUAUAUCCGGUCCGCAGGAAUAAUUUCGACGAAUCUGAUUUUCUGAAAGCUGCACAAGAAGGCUCUGAUGACGAAUCUACCGCUGCAGUACCUGAACAAUCUGAGACUAACACGGCAACAAAUCCCACAGUAAUUGAGCAACUGUACGGUAGACCGAAUACCCCAGCGGUAGAAACGCACGUGACCCCACAUGACAUUUUACCACUUCCCAAAUUGCAACAAGAAAAAGGGACACGAGGAAGGAAACCCGGUCAGGCCAAAAUUAUCACGUCUUCUCCCUACCUUAAAGAAUUGGAGACAUCAUUGAACGUUUCUAAGGAAAAAGUUGAAGCAGUCAAACGAAAACUUGGGGCCCCCAAAAAAUCUAGGAAAGUUCAACCAUGCCCUCAACGUGAAACCGAAAGUACUCAGCCAAGCACAAGCGGGCUGCAUUUAGUGGCCUCCAAACAGAAGGCGAGGAAUAAGAGAAGGUCAUCAAGUUCUACUUCUUCAGAAAAAUCUGAAGCACUGCAUUAUCAAGAUUCCUCCUGUGAUGAACUGACUCAAGAAACUACAGUAGAUCCUGACGAGGAUGCCAUAUGCGGAUAUUGUGAUGGGAAAUUUUCUGAAGACCAAAGGGGCGAAAUUUGGAUACAAUGCAUAUUGUGCCUUCAGUGGUUCCACGAACAGUGUUCUGGGGCAUACCGAAGCAAAUUUGUGUGCGAUUUUUGCAAGAAACAAAAUGUUAUCCAUCAUGACGACUACAGUUAUAAGCAGGUUAAGCUAGAAAGGAGGUGCCUUUUGUUGAUCGUGGGAGAAAUUAUACUCACCAAUAUACUGGCUCAGUAUCUGUAUUUAUUAGUUCUUUCCGAUAUUGACAGAGCUCAAAAUGGAAACAGCGUAUCUAAACAGAAUCCUCAAGAAUAA
Messenger RNA from Acanthoscelides obtectus, 2232 nucleotides. The record is from the annotation of a GenBank genome assembly. Lineage: Eukaryota; Metazoa; Arthropoda; Insecta; Coleoptera; Chrysomelidae.